UUUGGAUCCUAUGUACCUACUUUCAAAAAUUUUAGUCUUUUCCGAGUUUUACGAAGUAGAGGAAGUCCUUGUCUUUUUUGUGAUUUCGGCAAAUUUUCUUCUCUUAAAAUGUCUGCGUAACCUCUGAAAUAGUAGAGAAGCAGAAAAUGGCUUACGAACAACAAGACGAUGCUGGUGGAAGGUACGAUGAAAAAUCAGCACCACAACUACAUUGUUGCGCGCUCCAAUAUGCUGAAGAGAUGCGCUUCUCGCAACAGCAAACGAAAGUAGUGAUGGAAGUGGAGCAGUAGGAUGCGGCGACCCUUCAUAGAUACCGGCUAAGUUUUGUUUCGUUUCGUUUUCACCGUUUCGUCUUCUCUUUCAAUUUCACUCUCUCCCUCUCAAAUCCUCCUUUCUGAUUUUCGAAGGAUCUUGCCUCAGCCUUCUUUCGAACACUGUCUGACUUUCAGAGGCCUGUCUUGAAUUCUGUUUCUCCUAAUCUUCAACUCUCUUCUUGAUAUACUUCGUUUUUCUGCUACUGCUUACUCUUCGGCUUUCUUCACUUUCUUCAAUCUGCUCCUGUUUGUGUUUCGUUCUAGUUUCGUUUACAAGUUUUUUUGUGCGGAGUCAGCAGUUGUAAAAUCAACGGUGAACUAUGCAGUCAAGAAUUUCGAACUCAAGGCGACGCCAUAAGCGACAUACCAGCGACAUCACCAAGUAAGACCUCAUCAUUAUCACAUUGACGAGGGGAAGACCUUUACGACGACAUACAAGAAUCUACUACAGAUCGACCGCCUCCUGAAGAAAGAGAUACCAUCAAGCUUCACAGCACAAGCUGUCACGGCAGCACAAGGCACGUUUUGCUUCUGCUGCCGUUUUCGUUCUCGUUCACGUUCAUCCACUUCUGUUACGUCAUCUACCACGUAAUUCAACACCAGCACCUUUUUUAGACUGAAAUCAGUACUAGUCGAGAUGAUGCCGGCGCAAGGUCAAUCAGUAUUCGGAUCUGGCGCAGGCGGAUCCUCCAGUUCCACCGCAACGCUUGCUCUAGGUGGCGACCAGCAGGAACUGCACGUGAACCACCAAACCACCAGCUUACAAGAUGUAGUGAACCAAAUCCACCGAAUGCAUGCGCCAAGUGGGCCAAGCGGCGCGCAGCAAGCAACGCAGUGGCUCCUAGCAUGGAGUCAUCAUUGUCCUUGGGAAUCGUUACUGCAGUUGUUGAGCCAUGCAGGAAAUAACAAAGACGUUCUGAGCUUUUUUUUUGCGGCAAAUCUGUUGGCCCAAAAAGCCCAGCAGGGGAAAUCAGCAACGUCCGCUAUCGCAGACCAGAUACUGGAAAUAAUAACAAAGCUAGGCGACGACCAAAAAGUAGUUCGUCGACAACUCUGUGUCGCAUAUGCCGACUUAGCACUCUACGGCCAUGCUAGUCUGGAGAAAGCCGUACAAGCUUUGCAGCAAAGCUCGAUGCAGGGGUUGUUGGAGAUGCUCAAGAUUUUUCCAGAGGAAGUGCGGAGCUCGAAAGUACUACUUGACACACACAGUUACACGACAUGAUCUUCAAUGGAUGCCAUUUCAGCUGCACUUCUUUAAUAUUAUAAUCUCUUAUAAACUCUUACAAACGCGACAUGAAUGAUCCUCGUCUCCCUUUUCACCAUUCACCAUUUAACCUCUUUUUUUCCCUCAGGUCAGCGUCGAUCAAGAGCAGCGGAUGCGAUUGAUAAAUAACCUGCUGAUGUCGCAGGAACAAGUCUUUGAUGCCUUGGCGUCUAGUGAAAGCGACAAUUUCCUCAAACUACAAGCCGCAGAACAAUGGCUCUCUCUGCCUACGCCACAAGUCAUAGCCUCAAAGGAGGCUGGGGCGAGGUUUACAGCGGAGAUCAUCAAGAGGAAGGUGCUUUAGUACCUUCUUAGACCUGUCGAGGACCUGAUGAAUAUGUGUUCACUUUGUAUAGACUUAUCGUGCUAGGAACAUUAUUGCCUUAAAUACAAGAAUCACUCCACGCAUAUCUCUAGAAAAAUUGCGUUUUUCGCCAACAAAAACAACACAGUGUUACGAGCAUCCGCUUUUGAAGCUCGCAGCACAAAGCUUAGCCAGCGACAGUGUCGAAGUCGGAGAGGCGGCUUGCGGGACGCUGAUUGCCUUAAUUGGCCUCACAAACGAAUACAACGACAUGACGGCACCUGCAGUUGAGCUAGUCGCUCGCAGUUGCAUCAAUCUAGCCAACAUCCUCAGUCCCGCAGUCGACGGCAAUGGUUGGCUCCCUUACUUAAGGCUCAACUUUCAAUGGUCAUUGGGGUUGGUCACUGAGAUCGAAGAGGCGACCCCUUGAGAGAACAGGGGAAAACGAAGGAAAAGGGGAGAGCUUUGAAGGAGUCAGUGACCAAUGAAUGCUGAGCUUUAACUUACGGCCCAACUUCUCCGAAUGUGGAUGCGACAGUAGUGCGUAUGAACUUCGUCGCAAGGAUUUUGACGGAACUAGGUCCCCACUUUUUUCGAGCUCUAGUGGCAAACUCGACGUCGGGGAAGACACCGCCAGCCACCGGAGAACGACCCUGGACAGACGCAUUGGCGGAUGUGGCGUUGCAUUGGUUAACUAUUCGACAGGUAAUGCAUUGGUUAACUAUUCACCAAGAAUAUUAAGUCCUUCUUUUCUAGUACCACGUCGACCGUGGAUAUCAGUUUAUUAAACUACUGAAAUUCUACGUGCGUAUUGAAAUAGAAAUCUACUUGAGUAUCUAUAUUAAUACGUAGUUUUCAACUUCAAUGCUUGCGCAUUGAAGUUGAAUUCUACUCACGUUAGAAUUUCUACAAUCAGUUUAGAGAAGAAUUCUACGUGGAUAUCAGUCUAAAGAAGAAUUCUACUUGAGUAUUGAAGUUUCAAGAAGAAUUCUACGUGGAUAUCAGUACCUGCACGAUAUUAAUCACCUCCAGGUCGACAUCGCCCGCGGCGGCCUAGAGUUUUGGUACGGAACCAUAGUCGCACAGCAAAACGAAGCUGGUUCAGAAAACAAGGAGAUCCUACAUCCCUUUUUCGAACGGUUUACCUUUGCGUGCCUCAAGUGCACUAGGUACCCAGCUGUUCCAGAAGCACACGAGGGCUUUGAAACAGACCACUUCGUCCGAUUCCGAGAGCAGUGUAACCAGUGUCUGACCGAUGCUGUGGUGUCGAUAUUACCAGUAAGUUGGGUCAUUCACGUAGUUGGCGACCACAUAUCGACACUGCACGAGUGGAACGAUCUUGACGCAGCGCUGUUCAUCCUGACGGGAGUGGCUCCAAGUACUCGAAAACUGAAAAUAACCGAGUUACUGACUGAAAUAAGGGAGGUAGCUUUGACAGGGCUACCCUUCCUUGUUCAGUGAGCAUCUCGCUUAUUUUAAGUAGUUACUCGCUUAUUUCAGUUUUUCGAAUACCACUUUUUCGUUGUUUUGUCCUAGUUUUUUGGAACUACGAAGUGAAUCGAUGAGUUUGCGUCUAAAGUUCCUGCUUGGUCAUUCACAUUUUCGUUUUCCACCUCAUUGCAAAUCCCUCUCAGGAGCACGAGCGGGCCAAGACAACGUAAUCCCGAAGUUGAUAGAUCAAAUACCGAAUUUCAACUACCCCACUUCUGGACUUCCAGCACUCAUACUGCGGAUAUCAGCAGGCCGGCUCAUUCUUUACACUGCCGGCUAUUUAGCCUUUAAGGAGCAAGCGCUAGUGCCCACGCUCAACUUCUUGCUUGGUAUUGAUUACAUUCUCUAGACUCUGAAUUUUCUUGCUUGCGCACAGUGGUAAUCAAUUAUGCGAACUACUUGACACAAGUCAAUUGAGUUGAAUUAUCAUUAUUGUCUCUUUUAUAUCUUCCUCUGGUCUGUCUUUUUUCUAGUUAGGUCGGCUCCACCACAAUUAUUGUCUACUAUGCAUCCGGGAUCCCUCACUGAAACUACCUGCCCCAGGUUCUCUCCUCCCAUCCCUCCCGAAGAUCGAGUGCAGUGACAAAGACUUGAAACAGUAUAGUCAAGCAAUUUGCACAGACGCCUUGCGCAGCACGACCCAAGCCGCCAAAGAGAAACUCCUUGAAAUUGAUAACGGCAAAUUCUGGCCAAUAGUGAUCAACCAAAUCGUAGAACUGGUUGUCAACGGAGGCUUUCACGCUGACGUGAGGCCACAGAUGGUCUUUCCAGUCGGACACAUCAUUGGAGCAAUGAAGGAUCACGCUCUGCUGGAGCAAACUCUAGUUAAGGCUUGCCGUAAUUCAUCUUAAGAGGCAUCUUUGGGCACGAUUUAAAGGGGAAUUCACUUCAAAGAUGCACUUGUUUAAGAUGAAUACGGAUAAGGUCUAAUCUAGGACAGUUUGUCUCAAAACUAGAGCCACAAUACGACAUAACGACCUACGUGUCGAGAGAAGGCAAAGGCCCGCCAGAAUUGAAGCUGUAUCUGGCAGGAUUGAGUUGCUGCUACGAUAUCAAGGUAGUUUUUCUACUUUUUUUUCGCGGUUGUUGUGUUGGCAUUGAUAGGGCUUUUGAAUUCGUCACGUCACCUCACACAGGUAAAGAUCGAGGAACAAGCUGAUCGUGAUAAUGAUUUUUCAGCAAGUACGUAGAGAAUAGAAUUUUGAUUCCUCCACCAACGUCUCUCAGAUACCCGAUCCCCAGCCUUUACCAGACGGCACAAUGGGACCCUUGCAGAGGCAUCCAGUGUUGAGCUUCUGGGAAUCACAAUGGGAGAGGAUAGAGAAAUUGACUGAACUGGCUGUAGAGCGGGACUGGGAGGAUUACGUAGAACAAUUCUGCUUGUCUCUGACCUUUAUCUUCACGUCAGCGCAGCAACACGCAGUCAACUCGCCGCUGUUGAUCAAGAUUACGAAUGGAUUUGUGAGAAAGUAGCGUAGGCGGAUACUGUUUCCAAAAGAUAUUGAUGCUUAUCUCUCUGCUAGUUUGUAGUCUAGUACUGGAUUCAAGUAUAAUCAUCUUAAUCUUUAGUACUGAUGAACAGACCUCCCACUGAUUAAAAAAAGCAAGCAGCUUCUUGUUCCUAGCGUAGUACAGACCCCUUUCAUUCUUCGUUUGAGCUUAUUGGGCCGUGCCGCAGAGCACAAACCUAGCGUGCAUUACUAUUUACUCGCGAGACAAGUGAUGGGUCUCUUCGCACCUCACGGCCAGAGGGAGAUGGAUGAGCAGUUAGUAAUGUUCUUGGGUGUAUUUGCGCAGCCUGUAGCGCGAUUAUCUCAGCAGAAAAAGUGUCCUCCGGAGAUCUCAGCAGCAUGUUUCGAAAUGCUUGGUGAUGCGUUGAGGUGGUCGAACUUGGCGAAUGGUAAGACUUUCUUGUAGGUAGAUACUUGUCCUCGGGCUUUGAAGUUAUUGAUUAUGUCGAAUGGCUUGCGAGCUGGGGAAGGGCUUUGUUGCUACGCUUGCGUGCAUCGUCGCGCUGUGCUGCUUAGUUACGGCGUCACGCUUUCCACCGGAACGGCGGCGGGAGCGCCGACGAAGCGCGCCAGCUGGGCGAGUGGGGCCUUGUUGCCGCUCGCGCUCCUCGUUGGCGGUCUUGUUUGUUGUUGACCCAGGGCCCCCGCGCCUUGACCGGGUUGCCGGCGUGUGUCUGUUGGCGGUGAUCGUGGUCGGCAGCGGGGGUGGCCACUGGCUUCUGCGUCUCCUGUCGCGUCUGUCCAUUUGUUUGGGGAAAUAGUCCGGUGCACUGUCGGCGGCUUCUUGGUGUGAGGCUGGGGCAAUCCAAACGGGGGACAGCGCCACGCAUAAAGAAGAGGGCCGCGGCUCGUGGGGGGUGCGCUUGUUCUGGUUUGCUUGUGUGCUUUAUUUUCCCACUCACUUGCAUUGCUUCGUGACGUGAUGGCCCAGUGAGAGGGAAGGCGGCGCUGGUGUUGGUGGUGAUGGCUUGUGGCCUGAAGCACCAAAGGAAAUCAUGUAUGAGAGAAAAACGAAGAAACUUUAUCUCACCAACCUACCACUACUUUUUCAAACUCUGCUCAUUCAGGUGCCCUCCAAUCUUCCUGGCUUUCUUCUGUCUUUGACGCUGCUUUAGACUUUUUGAAUUCGGGGCUCGAAAUCGCCACUCAUGAACAAGCGCUGACAGCGGCACUGCGGUUUUUCUGCUCUUUCUUGCGCUGGGCUAGUGAGGGACCAGAAGUCGUCAAAUAUGCCAAGCCCCUAUGGGAAGGCGAGCAAAGGAUCGCCUCGUUGACCUCUGCCCUUCUGACGCUCUUGGCUAGAUGCGCAGACAAUCCGAAAGCAACAACAGUUGGCGGUGUAGCAGAAGUGAUAAGACCAAUGCUCAUGGGGCCCAUGGAGUUUGAAGCGAAACAGUACUUUCAUUUACAAAACUUGGUAGAGAGUUUGCCUGUUUCUGUUUGUUCAAUUCAACCUGCAACUUUACACUGCGAUUCUGAUCUCAUCAUGAUCCUAGUCUUCAGUCACUAAGCACCGACUAGUAAACCUAGCAAUCCAUGCAGAUCUCAUACAUGCUACUACUCCACGCACCUUCCAUUGCAUCUUCAAGGUGUCUCCGUGAGGGCUUCCAGAAGUUACCACCGCCAUUGCAGAAAACGCCUGCUGAGGCAUCCAAACUGGUAGAGACCAUGGCUAUUGGCAAGGUGGAUCAGAAGCGAUUUCACAAAAUCCUCUACGACAUCGCUGACAAUUUUCAUGCCACUGUGAAGAGAGCUGGAAGCUAAAUCUGGAAUUGAGUUAUCGCUGGCGUUGCGGUUGAUUCAAGAUGAUCUACUUCUAAACAGCUCAGUAGAACAAGAAGGGUCACGACAGAAGGAGCAAGUAAGAUCUACGUCUGAAAAAUCUAAACAGUUGUUCAGUAGAAAGGCAUGUUGUAGUUCCUUUCGCCUACUAAUUCCUUUUAUGACUGCUCAAUUGAAUACAUUGUUCACUACAAGUACAAACAAGUUACAUCUCAAGCCACGACUGCUAUUGGAAUGAUUUCUCAGUAACUGACUUCUCAAAGCUGCGCAGGGAGGCAAAAAGGCCUCAACGGUUAUCGUAUAAAUGAAACAGUUUUAGGAGUAUUUUUUUUAGAUCCCGAUGAACGAAGACAAACAUUAUAAGUUCACAAGUCUACGACGAGGAGACGUGAUUGUAGAAGUCUUCUUGUUUGGGACUGAAGAGAUCACCCAGAUACAUAUGUAUCAAAGAGACGACUCGUCCCCCACCACGACAACAAGACUUGUCCCUUUUAUAACACGACAGGAAAGUAGACACCAAUUUUUGCCGCCUUAUUCCCAAGAAAAAUUCUUCUGUACCUGUAGCCAAAAAAAUAUAACGUUUUUACCAUGCGACUCGGAAACGGAAUUUUUCCGAGAGAUGAUGAGAAGACA
Messenger RNA from Amoebophrya sp. A25, 7299 nucleotides. The record is from the annotation of a GenBank genome assembly. Lineage: Eukaryota; Dinophyceae; Syndiniales; Amoebophryaceae.